Messenger RNA from Prionailurus viverrinus (fishing cat), 1859 nucleotides. It is a transcript of the gene SLC38A4, whose product is annotated as solute carrier family 38 member 4. NCBI's taxonomy places the organism in Eukaryota, Metazoa, Chordata, Mammalia, Carnivora, Felidae. Gene Ontology annotation, molecular function: amino acid transmembrane transporter activity. The coding region runs from base 82 to 1725 and encodes 547 amino acids. Gene Ontology annotation, biological process: amino acid transmembrane transport. The transcript is spliced from 15 exons. The record is from RefSeq and is a predicted model, not a curated record.
GGAAGAACCUUAAGCUGAAGGUACAGCCUACUGUUUACACUGAAGGAGCUUGUGUGUGGACAAGAAGCGCUGACAGCUGAAAUGGAUCCCAUGGAACUGAGAAAUGUCAACAUCGAACCUGAUGAUGAGAGCAUCAGUGGAGAAAGUGUUCAAGAUGGCUACACUGGGAUGGGAAAUUUAGAAAAGGCAGCAAUGAGCAGUCAAUUUACUAACGAAGAUGCUGAAAGUCAGAAAUUCCUGACAAAUGGAUUUUUGGGGGAAAAGAAGCUGGCAGAUUACGAUGAUGAACAUCAUCCUGGAACCACCUCCUUUGGAAUGUCUUCAUUCAACCUGAGUAAUGCUAUCAUGGGAAGUGGGAUCUUGGGCCUUUCCUACGCCAUGGCCAACACGGGGAUCAUACUUUUUAUAAUCAUGCUGCUUGCGGUAGCAAUAUUAUCCCUGUACUCAGUUCACCUUUUAUUAAAGACCGCCAAGGAAGGAGGGUCUUUAAUUUAUGAAAAACUAGGGGAAAAGGCAUUUGGAUGGCCUGGGAAAAUCGGAGCUUUUGUUUCCAUUACAAUGCAGAACAUUGGAGCAAUGUCAAGCUACCUCUUUAUCAUUAAAUAUGAGCUACCCGAAGUAAUCAGAGCAUUCAUGGGACUUGAAGAAAAUACUGGAGAAUGGUACCUCAAUGGCAACUACCUCGUCAUAUUUGUGUCUCUUGGAAUCAUUCUUCCACUUUCUCUUCUUAAAAAUUUAGGUUACCUUGGUUACACCAGUGGAUUUUCUCUUACCUGCAUGGUGUUUUUUGUCAGUGUGGUGAUUUACAAGAAAUUCCAAAUACCCUGCCCUCUGCCUGUUCUGGAUCACAAUGUUGGAAAUCUGACAUUCAACAAUACACUUCCAGUGCACAUGGUAAUAUUACCUAACAACUCUGAGAUUAAUGGCGUGAACUUCAUGAUGGAUUACACCCACCAAAAUCCUGCAGGGCUAGAUGAGAACCAGGCCAAGGGCUCUCUUCAUGGCAGUGGAGUAGAGUAUGAAGCACACAGUGAUGACAAGUGUCAACCCAAAUACUUUGUGUUCAACUCCCGGACGGCCUACGCAAUUCCCAUCCUAGCAUUUGCUUUUGUGUGCCACCCUGAGGUCCUUCCCAUAUACAGUGAACUUAAAGAUCGGUCCCGGAGGAAGAUGCAAACAGUGUCAAAUAUUUCCAUCACGGGAAUGCUCAUCAUGUACCUGCUUGCUGCCCUCUUUGGUUACCUAACCUUCUAUGGAGAAGUUGAAGACGAAUUACUUCAUGCUUAUAGCAAAGUAUAUACAUUUGACACCCCUCUCCUCAUGGUACGCCUGGCAGUCCUUGUGGCAGUGACACUAACUGUGCCCAUUGUCCUGUUCCCAAUUCGUACAUCAGUGACCACACUCUUAUUUCCCAAAAGACCCUUCAGUUGGAUAAGACAUUUCUUGAUUGCAGCCAUACUUCUUGCACUUAAUAAUGUUCUGGUCAUCCUUGUACCCACUAUAAAAUAUAUCUUUGGAUUCAUAGGGGCUUCUUCUGCCACUAUGCUGAUCUUCAUACUUCCAGCAGUGUUUUACCUUAAACUUGUCAAGAAAGAACCUCUUAGGUCACCACAAAAGGUUGGGGCUUUAAUUUUCCUUGUGGUUGGAAUCAUCUUCAUGAUUGGAAGCAUGGCACUCAUUAUAAUUGACUGGAUUUACAACCCUCCAAAUUCCAAGCAUCACUAACCCAAAGAAAAAUACCUUUUCUAUUGGAAAUGGUUGCAAAUUAUGCUGCAAAAGACAUUUGAGUUCUAUUGAUUGGAAUGUUAUUCAUAGGAAAUAACGGGAAGAUUCCAAAGAUGUUUAUAGUAACAUCACCA